GUCUUAAACAUGGACGAGAAUCAGUUUUUAGAAGGAAUGGGUGUUUUCUUUGUUUCUUUUGUAAGUCAGUAUGGCUACGACCGGGUACUGUCUAUCUUAGGACGUCACAUGCGAGACUUCCUAAACGGUUUGGACAAUCUUCACGAAUACCUGAAGUUUAGUUACUCCCGAAUGAAGGCGCCAUCUUUCUUCUGCGAGAACGAAUCAGCUAAAGGUUUGACCUUACAUUAUCGCAGCAAUCGUCGUGGUUUCUUGUGGUACACAAUUGGUCAGAUAAAGGAAGUGGGUCGUCAUUUCUACAAAACGGACAUCCGCAUUGACGUCAUCAAGGAGGAAACCGUUAAGAAUACUCACCAUGUUACCAUGAGACUCGCUUUCGACAACUCUGCUUUCAAACUAGAAGAAAAACACGAAACUGCUAACGUUGAUAAAGCGAUGAUGCCGAUUAAAGCUGGCUUGUUUCUCGACAUAUUUCCUUUUUGCGUCGUUUUUGAUGAGACAUUUGUGAUUAAAAGUAUAGGAAGUAGUCUUCAGAACGUAUUGUCGAAAGUUGUUGGAAGAAAACUCUUGGACAUCUUUGACAUCAGCAGACCAAUUAUUACUGACUUGACCUGGAAGACGGUUUCUCUCUCUGUUUGUUCCCCCAGAAUGCGAAACUUGGAGGGCAUGAUGCAAACAGGACUUUACAUCAAUGACCUCAGCAUGCAUGACUUUAGCAGAGACAUGGUACUUGCUGGUCAACAACAGUCUGCUGAGCUCAAGUUGGCGUUGGAUCAG
Molecule: messenger RNA, 777 nt
Organism: Limulus polyphemus (Atlantic horseshoe crab)
Lineage: Eukaryota; Metazoa; Arthropoda; Merostomata; Xiphosura; Limulidae
Product: soluble guanylate cyclase 88E-like
Exons: 2
Biological process (GO): nitric oxide-cGMP-mediated signaling; response to oxygen levels; cGMP biosynthetic process
Cellular component (GO): guanylate cyclase complex, soluble
Molecular function (GO): guanylate cyclase activity; heme binding; oxygen sensor activity
Source: RefSeq, a predicted model, not a curated record